Periconia digitata is the source of this 1550-nucleotide messenger RNA. Lineage: Eukaryota; Fungi; Ascomycota; Dothideomycetes; Pleosporales; Periconiaceae. The record is from the annotation of a GenBank genome assembly.
UUUCUCAUUGUUUUUGGAAUGUCGUCAGAUCCGGUACAUAUGCUGCUACAGAGAAGGUCUAUUCAUUGUGAAUAUUCUCGAGAAUUCAUGUUACCCAUUCAAGCCUUGACUUUGAAUGUGGUCCCUGCAUACUUAAGUAUGUACUCCAAUGUACAUCACAUCUCAUGCAUGCAGACGCCCACGAGAUCUGGCUACGAGCAAAUCGUCGAAGAACCAGUAAAGGAAGCAGGAGUUGAAGUGACCUUUUGAUGCCAUUGAAGGUAAAGAAAGAGGCCACUAUCGACGUUGACAACAACAAGAGCAGUUUUCAUAUCAAGAAUCUUGCACACUGUCGAUCCUGAUGUGCGUUGGUCUUACCAAGCAUCAUGGCUGUGUAUUAUUAGAAGGUGCUAACUAGCUGAUCCACCCCGCCAAUUCACCCCACCAACGUCAAUACAACCCUGAUGUUGCGCUCUUCCGUGUUUCAUCACAACACAAGCUGCCAAAGCACCGCUGUAGUCAUUGACUUGCCAAUUUCUUGGGAACUUAACGAUUAAAUCUCAGCUUCCCAGAUCGCAAAGAUGCAAUCAGGAAUAUCUGCAUCCCAGGAGCUUCAGUCCGCCCUAGGAACCCUACUUUCGUCCACGACACAACGCGGCCUCCUCGCGACCAUCACGAACGAAACCAUUACCCCCGGCGCUACCAUUCCCUCCACAAGCCCUUCCUUCCUCUCCGACCUGUCCAACCUCUCCUCACACGUCACCCCAAAUGCCGCCCUAUACAUCCUCCUCCGCCGUGCGGACUCCCUCAGCUCAGCUGACAAAUCGCUCGUGGCCAUCACGUUCGUACCUAACGCAGCACCCGUACGGCAGAAAAUGCUCUUCGCCUCCACCCGCCUAACCCUCGUGCGCGAGCUUGGCGGCGAGCAUUUCCCCGAAAGCGUCUUUUGCACCGAGCCGUCGGAGCUCACAUCGCAAGGCUGGGAAAAGCACGUCAAGCACACCGAGAGCGAGAACCCACUUACAGCCGAGGAGCAGAGUCUACAGGAUAUCAAGCAAGCCGAGGCGCUGGAGUCGAGGGGCACGAGGGCGCAGGGGCUAGCGCAGGGAGCUGGGCUAGCGAUCCGUGCCGACGAGGAGAUUGCUGCGGCGCUGACGACGCUCGGUGAGGGCGGUGGAGAGAAUCUGGUGCAGCUUCGUAUGGAUGUUGCUACUGAGACGUUGCAGCUUGCGGGGACGUCGUCUGUUAGUGCGUUGUCGUCGCUCGCGUCGGCUAUCGAUGCUAAGGAGCCGAGGUUUUCGUUUUACAGGCAUACUGACCCGGAGGCGUCGGUGGUGUUUAUUUCGACGUGUCCGAGCGGGGCGAAGAUUAAGGAGAGGAUGUUGUAUGCGGCGAGUCGGGGGAAUGUGAUUGCGUUGGCGCAGAAGGAGGCUGGGUUGAAGGUUGCGAAGAGGAUUGAGGCGACGAAUCCCGAUGAGGUUACGGAGCAGGUGGUUUUGGAUGAGUUCAAGACUGAGGAGAAAGAGGAGAAGAAGGGGUUCGCUAAGCCUAAGAGGCCCGGACGGCGUUGA